AUGAUGAUGAUGAUGAUGAUGAUGAUGAUGAUGAUGAUGAUGAUGAUGAUGAUGAUGAUGAUGAUGAUGAUGAUGAUGAUUAG
Molecule: messenger RNA, 83 nt
Organism: Spirometra erinaceieuropaei
Lineage: Eukaryota; Metazoa; Platyhelminthes; Cestoda; Diphyllobothriidea; Diphyllobothriidae
Source: the annotation of a GenBank genome assembly